Canis lupus familiaris (dog) is the source of this 4819-nucleotide messenger RNA. RefSeq names its product piggyBac transposable element derived 1 (gene PGBD1). The record is from RefSeq and is a predicted model, not a curated record. The transcript has 7 exons. Gene Ontology annotation, molecular function: sequence-specific DNA binding. Bases 2048 to 4519 code for a protein of 823 amino acids. NCBI's taxonomy places the organism in Eukaryota, Metazoa, Chordata, Mammalia, Carnivora, Canidae.
AGACAUAAUCUCUUAAUGUAUUCUGAGAUACUGAUCUUUUUUAUGCAUAGAAACACUUCACUUUUCUCACUGGACUUCAUAUCAUUAACAGUUUUGAUUUGUAAAAGAAAAGGACAAUUUGCCUGUCUGCCCAAGUCCAUUCUAUCAUUUCUGCCACGAUCCUGAGUGGGCAGCUUGCCAUGUGACCCUUCUCUGACCACUGAGCAUUAGACCAGGGUGGGGGACCUCUUAGCCAGGCUUGGUCAUUUGGAUACCCCCAGAAGUUUCAUACUGGAUCACAGAUUCUGUUUGGUCUUCGUUAGGCAUUUGAACAAGAAACUAAUCUAGAGCUGGAACCAUUUUUGUGGUCUUAUGAAAACCAAAUAGAAACAAACCAGCCCAGUGAGAAGUAAAAGAAUGAAGACUCAGAGACUCUGGAGAAGUGACUCUGACCCUCCUCUCCUGAGGUCCACUAUAUUCCCAGUGGGUCCUGGGAGUCCAAGAAAUGCCCUUGUUUCCUUGCCAGCAAAUAAAAGAAAGCCCUGAUUAAGACACCAGAUAACUAAAAGUCUUCAUUGAAGACAAUUUCUAAGAAAGGUCGCUCAACAUUCUGUGGUACAUGUUCCUACCAUUAGUCAUUUUAGUUUAUAGUUUGUCACCAUAAACAGUAUUUCAGUGAACAUCCUUGGACAUACAGCUUUGCUCACUUUGUAGAAUUUUCCUUCAUUCAAUUCCUGUGACUAAAAUUAAUGAGACAAAGAGGUAGGCACAUUUUUCUAAGGCUUUUUGAUUCAUUUUCCAGAUUGCCCUCCAGGAUGGUUAUACUAAUCUGUACCUUCUGUUAGUCUGAAAAUGCCCAUUUUUCCAUGCCUACAUCAAACCUGGGAAUUAUCCUUUUGCAUAUAUGACAUUCUGGUGGAUACAAAAUAAGUAUUUUAAGCGGUUUUUAAAGAAUAUUUUUGCUGUCAGCGUUGGUCUCUUGGAUGUUAAUUGGUCAUUUAUAAUUCUGAUUUUGUGAACAGCCAUACUUACAUUUUUUUCUGGAUUUUUCUCUUAGAUUCUUCUGCUUUUAAACAGCACUGCCCUUCAAAAUAGGGGUUCUGUAUAUAAAAUUUUAAACGCACAUGCUCUUUGACAGAUCAAUUCUAAUGUGUAGUAGUUAACCUGGAGUUAUAAGAGCAUGUAAAGCUAUUAAAUGUUCUCUGCAGCAUUACUUAGUGUAUGUGUAUAUAUAUAUGUGCGCAUAUACACAUAUAUAUGUGUACACGUGUACUAUAAAACAGUAGGAUAGUUGAGUAAACUGUGGUGCAUCCAUACAAUGGAAAACUAUUAGGCUGUUAAAUAAAUUCGUAUGGAAAGAUCUCCAAGGUAACAGAAAAGGCUGAGAUGCAAAUUCAUGUUGUGAUCCCAUAAACGUUCAGUAAACAAACGUUGAUUGAUUGGGUGCUACUACGUGGCUGAUAGUGUGCUGGGAAACCCAUACACGAUAUUAACAAUGGUUAACUUUAGGGAUGGGGCAUUCUUCAUUUAUGGUCUCUAUGCAAAUUGAAUUUUUAUUGGGAAUAGUAUCACCUGCAUAUUUAAAUUUUAGGAAUUUGUGCUGCUUGCCAUAUUGUACUUGUUCCUUCAUCGUCUAACCAGAAGCCCGAGAGGAGCCUCACAAAAGGGUCUCGGCUUUGCCAUCCCGUUGCUGAUGGAAAGGGCCCACGGAGACGAGCGGCGCGCUCUGGGCUUCGCGCCGCGCCUGCGCGGGGUGGUGGCGGCGGGAUCCUAGAGAGGCGGGACCGCGUUCCUACAAAAGCCCCGCUCGGCUGCCGGCGGGUCGGGCUCUGCGGCUUCGGGAGCCUGUGCGGUCGGGAGAGCCGCGUCUUUGCUGAGCAACAUCCUUGAGCUGUUUCCUCCGCUGAAGAGCAGGAGGACGUGCUGGUAUCCGGCGCCUGCGGGGUGCCUCGGGGUGCCUCGGGGUGCCUCGGGGGCGCAGGUGCCCCUCGGUGACUCGGACGGCCCUGCUGCCUGGACGCCAGAUGUACAUUUGGAAAAACAUUUCUGAAGUGCAAAAGUGGGCUAAAUGAGCCUUUUCCUUGAAGCCUUAAAGCUCAGCAUGGGUGAAGCUUUGCCAGGCCCCACCUCUGAAAAUGGAGACAGCCUUGUGAAAGUGAAGGAGGAAGACCCCACCUGGGAGCAGAUGUGCAGCUUCCAGGAAAGCAGCUGCGACACUCGGGAACUUUGCCGCCUGCGCUUCCGGCAGUUCUGCUACCAGGAGGUAACAGGACCCCGAGAGGCUCUGGCCCAACUCCAAGAACUUUGCCAUCAGUGGCUGCGGCCUGAGACCCACAGCAAGGAGGAGAUCCUGGAGCUGCUCGUGUUGGAGCAGUUCCUGACCAUCCUGCCCAAAGAGCUCCAGGCCCGGGUGCAGGCCUGUCAUCUGGAGAGCAGGAAGGAUGUCGUGACUAUGCUGGAGAAUCUACAGAAAGACACAGGAGACCCAGGACAGCAGGCGUGUAUCUAUACUCAGGGACAGGGCCUGUACCCACUGGUGACAGAUGAUCAAGGAGCCUCUUUGGAGUGUCAGAGUCUCCAGCUCCUGCCCAGGAAACCCCCCUUGAAAUGUGAACUUCCUGAACUCUGCCAAGAAAACCCUGAAGAAACAUCAUUGAAGAUGGAGGAAGAAGCCAUCCAGGCCCUUGUCACAGAGGAACGGCCGCCUUGGAGUCUGGCUCACAGGAGCCCCUGUAGAAACUCAGCUCAAGAGAAGGUUACAAACAUCAGUCCAGUGGCUGAAGAAGUUGUAACUAAAGAUGCAUUAUUUAAUGCAAAGCAAGAAACUUCUGAAGAACUGCAGCACAGUGCUGAGGACCUCAGGAAUACCCAGCAGAGCUGCUACAUCGUAUCUGCGGGCUCAUCUCUCAUGGCCUGCCCGUCAGCUUCCCCAAAGGUGGUCACGCUGUUGCCUCUGGGUCUCCCAUCAGCAGGAACACUGCUACUAGAUUGUGUGCCCCAGCCACCUUGUUAUACUUCUGUCCACACCGACAAGACAGUUGCACAUUUGAACACCCUGAAGGACCGUCACCCGGGUGACUUGUGGGCCCAAAUGCACAUCUCCUCCUUGGAAUAUGCUGCAGGAGACAUGAUGCGAAAAGGGAGAAAAAAGGACAAAGCUCGAGUGAGUGAACUGCUCCAAGGCCUUGCAUUUUCUGGUGACUCAGAUGUGGAAGAAGAUAACAAGCUUGAGGCCUACCAUGCUCAAAAAAAGCUAAGGCUGUCAAAUGUGCCAGAGAAGAAUUGGACCAAAAGAGACAUUAAACCUAACUUCCCAAGCUGGUUAGCACUAGAUUCUGGACUCUUGAAUCUCAAGAAUGAGAAGCUGAACCCAGUAGAACUCUUUGAAUUGUUUUUUGAUGAUGAAGUAUUCAACUUGAUUGUCAAUGAAACCAAUAAUUACGCAUCUCAGAAAAAUGUAAACUUGGAAGUCACAGUUCAGGAAGUAAGGUGUGUGUUUGGUAUCCUGCUUUUGAGUGGAUUUGUGAGGCGUCCCAGAAGGGGAAUGUAUUGGGAAAUCUCUGAUGCUGACCAGAACCUGGUUAGAGAUGCAAUUAGAAGGGACAGAUUUGAAUUGAUUUUCUCAUAUCUACAUUUUGCAGAUAAUAGCCACCUAGAUCAAAAAGAUAAGUUUACAAAAUUGAGGCCUCUCAUAAAGCAAAUGAACAGAAAUUUCCUCCUGUAUGCUCCCCUGGAAGAAUACUAUUAUUUUGAUAAGACAAUGUGUGAAUGUUUUGAUAGUGACCAAUUCCUGAAUGGGAAACCUAUUAGAAUUGGCUAUAAAAUUUGGUGUGGCACAACCACACAGGGUUAUCUGGUGUGGUUUGAGCCCUAUCAAGAAGAAUCAAUGGUGACGGUGGAUAAGGAUCUUGAUCUUGGUUUAGGUGGAAAUCUAGUGAUGCAUUUUGCUGAUGUUCUUUUAGAGAGAGGCCAAUAUCCCUAUCACCUGUGUUUUGAUAGCUUCUUUACAAGCGUCAAAUUGGUAUCAGCCUUGAAGAAGAAAGGAGUGAGGGCCACAGGAACAAUUCGUGAAAAUAGGACUGAAAAAUGUCCCCUCAUGAAUGUAGAACAUAUGCGAAAAAUGAAGAAGGGGUAUUUCGAUUUCCGAGUCGAAGAAAAUGAGGAGGUAAUUUUGUGUCGCUGGCAUGGUGAUGGCAUUAUCAGUCUCUGCUCCAAUGCUGUGGGCAUAGAACCAGCCAGUGAGCUAAGCUGUUCUGAUGAGGAAGAGAUCCAUCAGAUAGCUCAACCAUCUAUAGUGAAAUUGUAUGGUGAAUGCAGGGAAGGUGUAUCUAAAAUGGAUCAAAUCAUUUCCAAAUACAGGGUAAGAGUAAGAAACAAGAAAUGGUACUCAGUUUUGGUGAGCUACAUAAUUGAUGUAGCCAUGAACAAUGCAUGGCAGCUACACAGAACCUGUAACCCAGGUACUUCUCUAGACCUCCUGGAUUUUCGGAAAUAUGUUGCACAUUUCUACUUGGAGCACAAUGCUAAUCCAUCAGAUUAAGGCAGAUAAAAUGAACAUGGUGCCAAUAUUAAGACAAAUUACAGGUACAAAUCAGACUUUACCCUUCCAAAGCAAACCUGGUAUAUGUGAUGAAAUUAUUAAGUAAUUUAUAUUUUCAAAAGUCAAACAUCUAUAUAGAGUUUCAAAGACUAUUAUAACAAGGAACUAAAAAAAUUUUUUUUAAAUUACAGUGUUGAACUUGAGUGCUACCUUUUUUCUAUGACUAAUUUUUGGUGCAAGAUGUGGGAAGUCAUUCGUUGAAUUGAUUAAUUUGUACAUAGAAUGAAAUUGUGUCUCUAA